CUGUGGUAACGUUACAGCAGCAGAAACGUAACCAUAACUUAGAUUGACCGACGACUACUGAAAAUAUACAGUACUAGCUAGUUAGCUAACUGGUAAACAUUUGACUUUAGUCGAAAUUACAGUAGGUUAUAGCGGUAGCAGUGACUAGUACUCGUCCUGACUUAAUUUAAGGGUUGAACCACAGUCAUCUUUUUAUACGUUGAGGUAAAUUAGCUAACUAGUCUACUGUUCUUUAGAUUUUUGUCUAGAAUAACACGACCGGUAAUGGCCUCCACUGGGAGAAAACAGUCAAAGAAAACGAAGCAUGCAGAAGACUCAACUGACAUAAAAUCGUUUGAUUUCGCACUUGAGGACGAAAAGAAAGGACUGAGUUGUUCAGAGGAUGACAUCCGAGAAGAUGAAACUCCUGUCGUUGACAAGUUGGCCAAGAAAAGGUCAUUUGAGGAGGAUGAUCUAAAAGUUGGAGUGGGGAACGAGGUACAAACCAUGUUGGAGAGAUUUGGAGCUGAUAUAAGCAAAGCCAUGCUGGCCAAGAGGAAACGUUUGGAGACCUUCACCAAGAGCUCACUGAAGGGCAGCAAUCAGAAACUGGAGCAGCUGUGGAAUACCCAGUAUGCACAAAGGCAGAAGCUGACUCAGGAGUACUCACAGCAGGUGUCAUCUGUGCUGCAGCAAUGGGAGAUUGAUGCACAGAAAUCAGAGGAUCAGGAGGAAAAAUUGAAUAACCUGUUUCGCCAGCAACAAAAGCUGUUCCAGCAGGCUAGAGUGGUGCAAAGCCAGAAACUGAAAACCAUCAAAGAGCUAUACGAGCAGUUCAUUAAGAACAUGGAGGAGAUGGAGAAGAGCCAUGAGACCUUCCUGCAGGGGGCACAGGUGGAGCUGAAGAAGGAGAUGGCAGUGUUGCAGAAUAAAAUUAUGAUGGACACUCAACAGCAGGAGAUGGCCACUGUCCGCAAGUCUCUUCAGUCUAUGCUGUUCUAGAGGAAGUUUAAUCUGAUGUUACCAUGUCAACACCCUCUCUACAGUCAAACCGCUGAUGUUUUUUACAAUUUGAGAGUUCAUGACAAUUAGACACUGGAAAUGAAAGACAGAGAUAACGUUUUCAAAGUCUGAAUUUUGUUUGUAUAUUUGCUUGCUGUAUUUAUUCAUUAACAUGUUUCUUAUUUGUAUAUUUAUUUGCCAAUUGAUCUGCUAUUGUAUACUUACCUGUAUGUUUAUCUUCUGUUUGAAGUGCAAUUUUAGUCAAUGUACCAAAAAUGUGAUAUCAUAAAACAAUUUGCACUAAACAAUACAAUUUUGUUUUUAUUAAAGCCAUUAUAAGUAGCAGUUAUUUUUUAUAAUGGACUGAGAAGUAUUUUCUGAUUUUGUCAAGGCAGACAACAAUACCAAAACUUUGAUCCACUC
This is a messenger RNA of Coregonus clupeaformis (lake whitefish), 1404 nucleotides long. RefSeq names its product synaptonemal complex protein 3 (gene sycp3). Gene Ontology annotation, cellular component: synaptonemal complex. The record is from RefSeq and is a predicted model, not a curated record. Gene Ontology annotation, biological process: spermatid development; meiotic cell cycle. The transcript has 8 exons. Bases 265 to 981 code for a protein of 238 amino acids. Lineage: Eukaryota; Metazoa; Chordata; Actinopteri; Salmoniformes; Salmonidae.